UACUGUCUUGUUGCCGUAUCGAAGCCUCUUGGAAACACAUAGUCUCCAGCCCACAGCCGGGAUGCUGCGGCGCGCAGCGGUCGUUUCGCGACACGCAAACCUCUUAUCACUCGCCUCUCCUCGUCUCCCCGCCCAUCGCAUUCCCUCCAUCAGCCGGCAGAUAUCCUUCCUACCAUGGCGAAACAGGCCGGCGACGGACGGGCUCCCGGUUUACUUUGCCAAACCCGUUGCCCCGCCUAAGCCGGGUGCCUUUCGGCGCCCCGUCUUCACAUGCCUAGCAGCAUAUGCUUGUUGGCAGAUCUUCGCGACCGUCGUCUUCGAUCCGCUACUCGACUGGGCAGAUCACGAGUGGGAGGCGUUGUCGGAGAAGGAAAAGAGGGAGAUGGAGGAUAUGGCAGACGAGGAUGAGCCCAUCCUGUUCCUGCCGUUCCCAUUCACCACGAAGGAGGUCAGACAGCCGCCAUAUAAAGGCUCCGACCCCGAAUGGGCAACAUUUAUUGCUGUGAACAAAGAUCCGCAGUUACAAAAGGACAUCAAAAGACAAACCCAUGGAAAGCUCAUAACUCACCAGUCGCCUUCGCAUGCAGUGGGACUUGCGGAGUUGAUACGCCGAGGCGUCGAACGGAACCCUGCAUAUGUUCAGUUACUCGGUGGUCGGGAAAUCAAACUCAAGAAGCUGUGGCUGGAUAUCAUAUAUCCACCUGCGCCACCCCCCAAGCAUUAUGUUUCUGGAAUCAUCAUUGAUGAUGAUGGCAUCUUCUGGGGCGACCGGCCAAUUGACUCGCUGGCCGCGAGCCACCUCAACACAGCAAUCUAUCCGAAAGCAGUGGCUUUAUCCGUUUGGGCGUUCCUGAAGUCAUUGGCCGGACAGACGGCUCAAGAUGUUGCCAAGGCCCUAGGCUUCAACACACCGCCCCCACCCGAGGCCACAUGGCAGGCUGCCAUCCUUAACCGUAUCAAAGAACAGGGGGAACUCGGCACCACUGGCAAGCAAACGGUCAAGGUCCCUGGGCAGCCGGACAAGUCCAGCUUUCCGGUCCACACCGGCAUCAGCGAGAUUCCUGGCACUCCCUUCAGUGGCGUCAGCCAGGUCGAUCCCCGAAUCCAGGCGGCUCUUCAGGCGGCUACUGUCACGUUUACGAAGAAUUGGCAGCCCGCGAAGCAGCCACCCAGCAGGGGCUGCAUCAGGGUCGAUGGACUCGUAGAGUUGCAGGGAAAGUCUGCAGUCAUGGCUGUAUACGUCCUGGGAUGGUACGACCCCAAACAACGAAAGUACAUGGGUGUCCAGACCGGUUUGAAGCACCUGAUACAACUGAAGCAAAGGCCAGCGGGUGGCGGCUAG
Trichoderma reesei QM6a is the source of this 1342-nucleotide messenger RNA. RefSeq lists its product as uncharacterized. The transcript has 4 exons. The record is from RefSeq and is a predicted model, not a curated record. NCBI's taxonomy places the organism in Eukaryota, Fungi, Ascomycota, Sordariomycetes, Hypocreales, Hypocreaceae. Bases 62 to 1342 code for a protein of 426 amino acids.